GCACCUAGAACAAUAUUCACUCCAUAAAAUGGUGCUUAAUAAAAGUUGAUUUAUUGAUUGAUUGGCCUACUACAUCUUCUUUCUGUUCCAGGGAAACCAGAACAACAUGAUUUGAACAUCUUUUACUUCUUCAGAAGAAUUAAAGAGUGAGGACUGCCAAACUGUAACACUUUCCACAUUGCUGGCUUAUUUUAAAUUGAUACAGAAUUUGUGAUGGCCAUAGAAGUUGUCCUUGAGAUGAUGAGUAUGGUGAUGAAGUAAAAUGUAAGUCAUACAUAUAUUGCUUAAUUCAAAACAUUGAACAGGACUGUUAGAGUUAAUGUAAGCUAGACAUUGUUUUGAGUUCAUGUUUAACUUCUUAAACAGAUUGUCUAGGAAAGCUUCUCUUGAAUAUCAAAGCCUACAGUAGAACUCAUGGUAAAUUUGAAAACACAUUAAGACACUUUUACUGUAACUCCCACGAGCAUCUACGAAUAACUAGAGCAUCAGGAAACAUGUAAAUAUAGGAGAUGAGUUUAGGAGAGGUGAAGAGAGCUCUCUAGAUAUCCUAAGAUCUCAGGGUGGAGGGUAUUGGUUUGUUUUCCAUUCAUCUGCGGUCGCUGAUUAGAUUCAGCACGCUGGCCAGCUCCCCGUCCACCGGAUUUAUUGGCCUAAGUGAAAGGAGCUGGGGGGAGGAGAAAGGCACCAUCUGCCGCUUUGAAUGAAUAGAUAACCAGAAACUGGGAUGAAGACAGUGUGACAGUGCAUUAGAUGUUGAUGCCGCUGAUUUUGAGUGGUGUCCUUCUGAUCUCGGGGUCCCCAUUCCUCCACCCAGGUUUUACAGCAAACCACAAAGGAGAAAGGUCUAAACAACCAGAAACCCUUCUAUUUCUCUGAUAGGCUCACAUCAUCAGAAAGUGUUUCCAGUUCUUGGAAUUAAAGAAUGUUCAUCAUAGCUUUCCCGGGGUAGGCAAGGGCGAGGGUUCGACUUAAAUAGCUGAGCUGCGUAGUCAGGACACCAGUCCGCUCAAAAGGUGAUUUUUAUGUUGAUGAGAGCGGCCUGGAAUCAGAGUUUACACUGGUGGGAAAACACACUGCCCAGCCAGCUACUGUCCCCACGCCCCAGAUGUAAAGAAGCCUGGAGAAAGGAGGUAGAUUCCUCCCUGUAAGGGAUCUCGCAGGCUUCCUCUUAGUGAGACUUCUGGAUUUGGCGUCUCUAAACAGACAGCCCGCUCUUCGCUAAGAAGUCAGCACUGGUUUGCCCAUUUCUUCCUCCCCCAAGAACUUUUUGUCCGCGGGAGGGGGAGACAGGUGGAAGCAAUGAGAGCUGGAUAUCAAGUAGAAAAUUAUCCACAAAGGGGAGGGGGUGAGUAGGGUGCGAAUAAGUUACGGUCAGAACUGAUGCUCAGAGACGUCGGGGGCGCUCCGCGCUCUCCCCACCCUAGUCCUCCGCAGCCACCCUUUACGCAGCGGACACGGGAGAGUUAAGCCAAUAAACACGUAAGCGCCGCUCCCUCCCCAAUCGGCAAGAUGCCUCUUCGGCUCUUGGCUGCAUCCACCGCUUGCAACACUCGGCAUCUUUUCUGGAGGCGCCUUCUUCAGCGGCUGCAGAAGGCAUCCGGCUGCGGGCUCGAGGCUCGCAACUGAUUCUUCCCCUUGCCAACCUCAGGUCCACGGACACUCCUCUCCCUUCCCCUCCUCCCUUCGAGCUCCUGUGUCGGAGCCCAGCUCCAGGUCGCCGGGCGGAGAAAGCAGUCGCGGCGGCCGAGGUUGAGCAGCAGCGCUCCCGCUGCCUAAUUUGGGAAGAAGCGCCCAUCCCGGAGAGCCGACCUCCAGCGCCCCCCAUCUUUUGCACCCCAAGCCCGGUGCUCCAGGGACCCCCCUCCCCAGGCGCCACCAUGCUGGACCCUUCGUCCAGCGAAGAGGAAUCGGAUGAGAUCGUGGAGGAAGAAAGCGGCAAGGAGGUGCUGGGCUCGGCCGCGUCUGGCGCGCGCCUAUCACCCAGCCGCACCAGCGAGGGCUCUAGCGGCGGCGGCGGCGCCGGGCUCGCGGGCAGCGGCGGGGCCGGCGCCGGGGCCGGAGUGGGCGCCGGCGGCGGUGGGGGCAGCGGCGCGAGCGGCAGCGGCGGGGCCGGGGGGCUGCAGCCCAGCAGCCGCGCGGGUGGCGGCCGGCCCUCCAGCCCCAGCCCGUCGGUGGUGAGCGAGAAGGAGAAGGAGGAGCUGGAGCGGCUGCAGAAGGAGGAGGAGGAGAGGAAGAAGAGGCUGCAGCUGUAUGUGUUCGUGAUGCGCUGCAUCGCCUAUCCCUUCAACGCCAAGCAGCCCACCGACAUGGCUCGCCGGCAGCAGAAGAUCAGCAAACAGCAGCUACAGACAGUCAAGGACCGGUUUCAGGCUUUCCUCAAUGGGGAAACCCAGAUCGUGGCUGACGAAGCCUUCAUGAAUGCCGUCCAGAGUUACUAUGAGGUGUUCCUGAAGAGUGACCGUGUGGCUCGCAUGGUACAGAGUGGGGGCUGCUCCGCCAACGACUCCCGGGAGGUCUUCAAGAAGCACAUUGAGAAGAGGGUGCGCAGCCUGCCCGAGAUCGAUGGCCUCAGCAAAGAGACUGUGCUGAGCUCCUGGAUGGCCAAAUUUGAUGCCAUCUAUCGUGGGGAAGAGGACCCCAGGAAGCAGCAGGCCCGGAUGACAGCCAGUGCAGCCUCUGAGCUAAUCCUGAGCAAAGAGCAACUGUACGAGAUGUUCCAGAACAUUCUUGGGAUCAAGAAGUUCGAGCAUCAGCUCCUGUACAAUGCCUGCCAGCUGGACAAUCCAGAUGAGCAAGCAGCCCAGAUCAGACGAGAGCUGGAUGGACGUCUCCAAAUGGCAGACCACAUAGCCAGGGAACGCAAAUUUCCCAAGUUUGUAUCCAAAGAAAUGGAAAACAUGUACAUUGAGGAGCUGAAAUCAUCCGUCAACCUGCUGAUGGCCAAUUUGGAAAGUAUGCCAGUGUCCAAAGGUGGCGAAUUCAAGCUUCAGAAACUCAAACGCAGCCACAAUGCUUCCAUCAUCGACAUGGGCGAGGAGAGUGAGAACCAGCUCUCCAAGUCGGAUGUUGUGCUGUCUUUCUCCUUGGAGGUGGUGAUCAUGGAGGUCCAAGGCCUCAAAUCCUUGGCUCCAAAUCGCAUUGUAUAUUGCACAAUGGAGGUAGAAGGAGGAGAGAAACUACAGACUGACCAGGCUGAGGCUUCUAAACCAACCUGGGGCACCCAGGGUGACUUCUCAACGACCCAUGCACUGCCCGCCGUGAAGGUGAAACUGUUCACAGAGAGCACAGGAGUCCUGGCCUUGGAGGACAAGGAGCUUGGACGUGUUAUUCUCCACCCCACCCCGAACAGCCCCAAACAAUCAGAGUGGCACAAAAUGACAGUCUCCAAAAACUGCCCUGAUCAAGACCUCAAAAUCAAACUUGCUGUCAGAAUGGAUAAGCCGCAAAACAUGAAGCAUUCUGGGUAUUUAUGGGCCAUUGGUAAGAAUGUCUGGAAGAGAUGGAAGAAAAGGUUUUUUGUAUUGGUGCAGGUCAGUCAGUACACAUUUGCCAUGUGCAGUUACCGGGAGAAAAAAGCAGAGCCUCAGGAGCUUCUACAGUUGGAUGGCUACACUGUGGAUUACACUGACCCCCAGCCAGGUUUGGAGGGUGGCCGGGCCUUCUUCAAUGCAGUCAAAGAAGGCGACACCGUGAUAUUUGCAAGUGAUGAUGAACAAGAUCGCAUCCUGUGGGUCCAAGCCAUGUAUCGGGCCACUGGACAGUCACACAAGCCUGUGCCCCCAACCCAAGUUCAGAAACUCAAUGCCAAGGGAGGGAAUGUGCCUCAGCUGGAUGCCCCCAUCUCCCAAUUUUACGCAGAUAGAGCUCAGAAACAUGGCAUGGACGAAUUUAUCUCUUCCAACCCCUGUAACUUUGACCACGCUUCCCUCUUUGAGAUGGUGCAACGCCUUACUUUGGAUCACAGACUUAAUGAUUCCUAUUCUUGCCUGGGCUGGUUCAGUCCUGGCCAGGUGUUUGUCCUAGAUGAGUACUGUGCCCGAAACGGAGUCCGAGGGUGUCACCGACAUCUCUGCUACCUCAGAGACUUGCUUGAACGGGCAGAAAAUGGCGCCAUGAUUGACCCCACCCUCCUUCACUACAGCUUUGCCUUUUGUGCAUCCCAUGUCCACGGGAACAGUCAACAAAUGCAUGUAUAUCUUAGUGGGCUGCUACCAAAUACAGACCCUGAAGGGAGCAAACCUCCCUCCCCAUCUGAACCAGAGGCUAAAAAAGAUACCAAAAAGGAAUCCAAAAAAAGAAAAGAUCCCAAAACCCAGGCAAAUCCAGAGUCCAAAAGGCCCGAUGGAAUUGGAACUGUGACGGUGGAAGAAAAGGAACGUUUUGAAGAAAUCAAAGAGAGACUCCGAGUUCUGUUGGAAAAUCAGAUUACACAUUUUAGGUAUUGCUUUCCAUUUGGUCGACCUGAAGGUGCUUUAAAAGCUACUCUCUCACUCUUGGAAAGGGUUUUGAUGAAAGAUAUCGUUACCCCAGUGCCACAAGAAGAGGUAAAAACAGUCAUUCGUAAAUGUCUAGAGCAGGCUGCUUUAGUCAACUAUUCUCGGCUAUCAGAGUAUGCCAAAAUUGAAGGGAAAAAGAGAGAAAUGUAUGAGCAUCCUGUCUUCUGCUUGGCCUCCCAAGUGAUGGAUUUAACCAUUCAGAAUCAAAAGGAUGCAGAAAAUGUAGGCCGGUUAAUCACUCCUGCCAAAAAGCUCGAAGACACAAUACGUCUUGCCGAAUUAGUGAUUGAAGUUCUUCAACAGAACGAGGAGCACCACGCAGAGCCACAUGUUGAUAAAGGAGAAGCCUUUGCGUGGUGGUCAGACUUGAUGGUGGAGCAUGCCGAGACGUUCCUGUCACUCUUUGCAGUGGACAUGGAUGCCGCGUUAGAAGUACAGCCCCCAGACACAUGGGACAGUUUUCCACUGUUUCAGCUGCUGAAUGAUUUUCUCCGUACCGAUUAUAAUUUGUGCAAUGGAAAAUUUCACAAACACCUGCAAGACCUGUUUGCCCCACUUGUGGUUAGAUAUGUGGAUUUGAUGGAGUCCUCAAUUGCACAAUCCAUUCACAGGGGCUUUGAGCGGGAGUCAUGGGAACCAGUCAAGAGUUUAACCAGUAACCUACCCAAUGUGAACCUACCCAAUGUGAACCUUCCCAAAGUACCAAAUCUACCAGUUAACAUCCCUCUAGGCAUCCCACAAAUGCCUACUUUUUCGGCACCGUCAUGGAUGGCUGCUAUAUAUGAUGCUGAUAAUGGAUCGGGCACUUCAGAAGAUCUGUUCUGGAAACUCGAUGCCCUUCAGACCUUCAUUAGGGACUUGCACUGGCCGGAAGAAGAGUUUGGAAAGCACCUGGAACAACGGCUAAAGUUGAUGGCAAGUGACAUGAUUGAAUCUUGUGUCAAAAGAACCAGGAUUGCAUUUGAAGUUAAGCUGCAAAAAACCAGUCGAUCAACAGAUUUUCGAGUCCCACAGUCAAUAUGCACCAUGUUUAAUGUUAUGGUUGAUGCCAAAGCUCAAUCAACAAAACUUUGCAGCAUGGAAAUGGGCCAAGAGCAUCAAUACCAUUCAAAAAUAGACGAACUAAUUGAAGAAACUGUUAAAGAAAUGAUAACACUCUUGGUUGCAAAGUUUGUUACUAUCUUGGAAGGAGUACUGGCAAAAUUAUCCAGAUACGAUGAAGGGACUUUGUUUUCUUCUUUUUUGUCAUUUACCGUGAAGGCAGCUUCCAAGUACGUGGAUGUACCUAAACCUGGGAUGGACGUGGCCGAUGCCUAUGUGACUUUCGUCCGCCACUCUCAGGAUGUCCUUCGUGAUAAGGUCAAUGAGGAGAUGUAUAUAGAAAGGUUAUUUGAUCAAUGGUACAACAGCUCCAUGAAUGUGAUCUGCACCUGGUUGACUGAUCGGAUGGACUUGCAGCUUCACAUUUAUCAGUUGAAAACACUAAUUAGGAUGGUAAAGAAAACCUAUCGAGAUUUCCGAUUGCAAGGGGUCCUGGACUCCACCUUAAACAGCAAGACCUAUGAAACCAUCCGGAAUCGUCUUACUGUGGAGGAAGCCACAGCGUCAGUGAGCGAGGGUGGGGGCCUGCAGGGAAUCAGCAUGAAGGACAGCGAUGAGGAAGAUGAAGAAGACGAUUAGAAAGCUCGGACCAGGAGUCCUUUAGAACGGAGCCCCGUAAUCAAUGCAUGUCCCUAGUCUGUUAGUUAACCCCAUUAGGGAAUUUUUUGUCCACUACCAUGCCCAUGAGAUGUUUACCAAUGCAACUGCCAUUGUAGCCAUGUGAUACCAAGAUUAGCAAAUGACCUUCGAAUCCACUGAUUUCCUGAUUCCGUGUCUACAUGUUUACAAGCAAUAUGGAGCACCAUUCUUUAAAUACUGCUCAUGGAAAAUACAUAGUCCAACUGCUAAGCGUGUCCUUAUUAUCAACAAAGUUAAACGAUGCUUCAUUAACAUCCCAUGUAUGCAUUGAUGGUGAAUGGAGGUGAGGGCUAGUACACUAAGUACUUUCACUCCUUUGUUUCAUGAACGUGGUUGCCAGUUAUUUAAAUUAGUACAAUAAAUCGAUUAAAUGAAGGCACAUAGCUCUGCUGUGUGUUUUGAAAAAAAAAAAAAAGCAAGGCUCCAACAAUGAACUUUUGGUUCUUUAUGUUUCCCUAAAACUAAAAAAAUGAACCCCUGGCAUCCUCAUUAGCCCACCCUUUCAUUUAUUCAUGUAGUUAGCCAAGAAAAGGGUGGCUACGUACCAAUGGAUUGAUCCUCUCAAUUGCCACGGCAAGGCUGAUCCUAUCAUGACUCAGCAUAAAGCACAGUUCAAGCAACUGUUUUGUCAAAGUUUAUCCUAUUAAAUGUUAGAUUUUGCUUUCAUGUUUCAAUAACUGUGUAUGUAAAAAAAAAAAACCUGAAUAUUAAAAUUACAACCCUAGACUAUAAAUGUGUUUAUAAUGAGAUGUGGAUAUUUCCUUCAGUAGAUUGUAACCAUAACUUAAAUUAUUUUGUUCCACACUGUUUUUUAUAUCUGUCAUGUACAUUGCAUUUUGAUCUGUAACUGCACGACCCUGGGGUCCUCUGCAGAGCCGUUUCUUUCUGUGUAAAGUAGUGGAUCCAUCUUGCUUUUGCCUUAUAUAAAGCCUACAGUUAUGGAAAUGUGGAAAACUGUGGCUUCUCAAUAAAUAACUAUUCCAAUGUCCUAAGAA
This is a messenger RNA of Manis pentadactyla (Chinese pangolin), 7231 nucleotides long. RefSeq names its product calcium dependent secretion activator (gene CADPS). Gene Ontology annotation, cellular component: glutamatergic synapse. Bases 1878 to 6176 code for a protein of 1432 amino acids. The record is from RefSeq and is a predicted model, not a curated record. The transcript has 32 exons. Lineage: Eukaryota; Metazoa; Chordata; Mammalia; Pholidota; Manidae. Gene Ontology annotation, biological process: synaptic vesicle exocytosis; dense core granule exocytosis; positive regulation of exocytosis.